Messenger RNA from Asterias rubens (European starfish), 3173 nucleotides. Its product is annotated as V-set and immunoglobulin domain-containing protein 1-like. Gene Ontology annotation, cellular component: cell-cell junction. NCBI's taxonomy places the organism in Eukaryota, Metazoa, Echinodermata, Asteroidea, Forcipulatida, Asteriidae. The transcript has a single exon. Gene Ontology annotation, biological process: cell-cell adhesion. The coding region runs from base 480 to 2222 and encodes 580 amino acids. Gene Ontology annotation, molecular function: cell adhesion molecule binding. The record is from RefSeq and is a predicted model, not a curated record.
AUAACGAGUGUGAAAACGAACACGUACAUUGAUAGACUCUACAUCUCGCCACGAGCGCCUAUCAUCCGAUUGCAUCAUUACCAUCUUGAUCAUAUUUUGCCGUCCUCUGCAGAUGUUAAGAAAUUCACCAGUACUUUGAAUUAAUUACUUGACAAAGUGAGAUGUCACCCAUGGUUCACGAUGGUCUGGAAAACCAAUUAUUAACAACACAGUGAUUGGACAUGGGAUAUGGGCUGAGCGGAUAUUGUGCUGGUAAUUUCCGUUUCUACGCAAUCUAACUGAUGGUAGCAAGCAGCACUGACUCCCGCAAGUGGUUAUGCCACUGUUUCUACCCCCAUUGUUAUACUGAUGGGUGAUCAACGCAACAGGAUACCUUUAUUCACCAGACAUAGAUAUUAUAUUGAAGCUUCAUUCAUGCAAAUGUGUUCGCUGAACUUGUAUAGACUCUUUGUCUCUAAUAAAAUAUUUUGACAUUCACCAUGCUCCGUGUGUUGACUACGAUUGCACUCUUCCUUUGCACCGCAGCGGAGUUUUUGACUGAUCCCCGAAGUGUCACGGUGUACGAGGGGCAAAAUAUCACGCUGACAUGUAAAUCUGAUAUCUUCGACAAUGGGGAGGUUUGCUCCACGUAUUCGUUCUACUGGAGAAAGGAUAUUUCGCUAUCGACUGACACCUACUUUUCGGUUUGCGGCACGGUUUAUACACAAUUCAGAGAGAGGAUGACCGUCUCGAAGAACUAUGGCGAUUAUUCUCUUACAAUCACACACGUUCGCUCUGUUGACUCUGGUAGAUACUACUGCUAUGAUAACUCGAAUUUAGAAUCAGCAAGGGCUGACUUGGUAGUUCUUCGUGCACCGCCAUCUUGUGACGUCACCCCAAACCCCGUUACUGUUGAUGCACUAGCUCAGCUGGUAUGUCGCCUCUCAUCAGAGACAGACCCAGCCAGCCUCUUGACUUGGAUCUAUGUAGAAUCCGGUAUCGUGGUCGACUCGACCGAAGAUCCGGAAUAUUCCUUCACGGCUGACCACUGGGUGACCGAACUCGACAACUUCAAGGAGUUCGCUUGUGUGGCCGGACCGGAUCUGACCAACGGAGCCAGAUGUGUUAUUACCCCACUACAAGUACAGACGAUUGUGCUGAUUUCUCCUAGCCCUUCUGUAACCGUCUUCGAGGGAGAUCUGGCAACCUUCACAUGUACUUCUGAGUCAAUCCCGAGUGCUUAUGAGUUUAGAUGGCGCGUGAGUAAACCAAACGGUCUAGAGGACAAGGUGAAUGUGAAUACUAUAUCAAAUCUACGGGGUGAGUAUUCGCUCAGCGAUAACGGGCAAGAAAUGGGAAUUAUACGGGUAUCUAUUGUCGAGUUUGACAAUGCUGUUAUAAGAUGCAUUGCUUUUAACGGCCGAGAGCCUGCAGUUAGCAGUGAAGAAACAAUAUUACUCGUUUUGCCGGCAAGUGAACGCGGAACAACUCACCAGCCAUUCGGAACGGAUCCGUUAGAACCAGACUCUAAAGCCGACACUGGUUCCAGUACUGGUAACGUCGUAGGGGGCGUCAUAGGAGUCAUCAUUUUACUGGCAAUCAUAGCAAGUCUUGCAUGCUACCUACUGCGAAACAAGAAUGGUAGUUUGAAACAACGACUUGGCCGGAGCAAAUUUAACAAACUUUCCUCAAAAGCUCUGCCCACAAUGUCAGUAGAACAGGCAUCUCCAACGUACGAAGAAGUUCCUCAAGAUGCCGUUAGGUAUCACACUAGGAAUUCAUCCGACGAUAUAACCGAGCAGCCCGCCCUCUACGCUCUGCCCGAGGCAGCUAUAAUGCAGGACCCAGAGACUUGUGGCCCCUCAUCCCCAACGUACGCUAACAGCAGUGGCUAUGUAAACCUUCCACGACACAGCGACCAACGCCCAUUGUCUGGUGCAUCAGGCGCAGACAACAGACGCAAUGUGAGCAGUGAAGAGGUAAAGUACUCAGUGUUAGACAAAUCCAGACAAAACCGUCAUUCAUCCCAACCAGCCGGAGAAACAACAGAGGGCGCUGGACAGUCACCAGACGACGACCGGAAGCAAAAGAACGCCGAAGGCCUGGUGUACGCAGAACUGGACUUAGAGAACGCCCGACCCGCAUCAAGUGUGGAGAACAGUCAACACGCAGACGAGUCUAUUAACUACGCCUCAAUCCGUGGUGACAUGGCAGCAGUGAGGAGUUUGCUCAGUAGAGAUUAAUGAAUUAACGAAAACACUGUCUCUGAUACUGAAGUUUGAACUGAAUCGUGUACGCAACGCUCCCACGUGUAAAUAAUUAUAUUUUGUGUAAAAGUAGAAUAAUAAUUAUAGUCUGUACAGUGUCAUUUACAGUGCUGCCCAAUGAGCAUUAAAUAAAAAUGAACAAAACGUACGCGUUUCACAUUAACGAAAACAAAAUAAAAGUGAAACAGUCUACAAAAAUAACUCUUGAUUUCAUACGACGCCACAAGUCCGAAAAAAAACAUGCUUAAUUGGGUGAGUACUGCUCGCUAUUGUAAAAAGUUUGGAAAAUUAUGCUGCGUAGGAAUUAGCUUUCCAAUUUGUAACUCUAACAUGGAAUAACAUAACUGUAUCAUCACUAAAAUUGUGUAUGUAUACUAGUUAUUUCUCAUUGCGAAGGUUCAUUGGCUUUGAAACUGGUUUCGGUUUUAUAAUUGGAAACUGACGUCAUGGACAAUAUAGUGAUAAGGAUGUGACAUAAUACUUUUGUAUCGGACGAUUCCAAACAAUGACCAUGCAUUAUCGUCGAGGAGCGGAAACUCGGACUAGUCUUUGUUCAAUUCGUUUACCGUGUUUGGAUUCAUUUCAAUAAUAAGGGGGUGGGUAAAGGCCCUUGAUACUGUUGGUAUACUAAAAAAGAGCUGUUGAUAGUACAACACAUUGUGGAAACGGCUCCCUCUGAAGUAACGUACUUUUCGAGAAAGAACUAAUUUCCCAAUAAAAUAUUUGAACUCGAUUUCAGACCUAAAAGGCAAAGUUCGAAUGCAUGUAUGGCCGGUAUACCGAAAAUAGAUUAUCAAAGAAUGGCUUAUUUUUGGCUGUUAAUGCAUUCACUCAUUUCUGCACACACGAUUUGUUUCUCUCCUUAAAGUCACCUGGAAAUAGAAUUUUGUUUUCUUGGAACAAUAAAAUAUUUUUUUUUGAGUAAUU